CGCGCUCCUGAGCACUCGUGCAACUCGGCUACUGUAAUCUUAUGAUAGAGCCUCGAACCCCAUUCCUGAAUAUCUACACAUCGGACAGACUGCGACCGGCUCGGGAUAGGGAAAGUUCAUGCAAGGAUACCGUCAGUAAGGGCCGAAACUUGCAAGGAGAAGCCGCGUUUUGUUGAACAACAAGCGCGAGUGAGAGAAUAAAAAUAAACUGUGUGAAGAAGAAGAAACUUUUUCAAACUUUGAGGAGAGCGGUGUGAAGAUUUGAAAAACAACCCUGGACCACUACAACGUCAUGGUUGGGGAGACAGAGGUAAAAGAGAGACCAAAGUCCAGCCCGGACUACUUAAUGCAGCUCAUGAAUGAUCGGAAGGUGAUGAGUUCCCUCCCCAACUUCAGCGGCAUCUUCACGCACCUGGAGCGGCUUCUGGAUGAAGAGAUAGGCCGCGUACGCAAGGACAUGUACAUCGACACGAUGAGCGCGGGCCCUUCGGACGGCCGUGACAGCGAGGAGCUGCCCGACGGCAUCGGCCCCGUGGCCCAGCUGCAGGAGAAGCUGUACGUGCCGGUGAAGGAGUACCCGGAUUUCAACUUUGUGGGAAGGAUCCUGGGGCCACGCGGCCUCACCGCCAAACAGCUGGAGGCUGAGACCGGCUGCAAGAUCAUGGUCCGAGGGAAGGGCUCCAUGAGGGACAAGAAGAAGGAAGAAAUGAACAGAGGCAAGCCCAACUGGGAGCACCUCAGUGAAGAGCUCCAUGUGCUGAUCACGGUGGAGGACACGCACAACCGCGCCCAGAUCAAACUCACGAGGGCCACGGCAGAGGUCAAGAAGCUGCUGGUGCCUGCUGCCGAGGGUGAGGACAGCCUAAAGAAGAUGCAGCUGAUGGAGCUGGCCAUCCUGAAUGGAACCUACAGAGAUGCCAAUCUCAAGCAACCCACAAUGGCGUUCUCCCUAGCGUCGCCUCAGGCCCGUCAAAUCAUCACCCAGCACCCCUCGCAAGUCAUGCAGCAGGCCCUCCGAAACCCCUCCCCCAUGAACGGGCCCACCCUGAUGCCCCUCCUCCGUCAGAUCCAGAGCUCCGCCCUCAUGCAGGGGGGCAGUCCGCACCCGGCGCUGAUGCAGCAGGGGCCCGAGUCCGGCAUCAUCUACACCCCCUACGAGUACCCCUACACCCUCACGCCCUCCAUACUGGAGUACCCCAUGGACACCAGCGGAGUAUUAGGUGCCAUGACCACUAAGGUACGACGCCACGACAUGAGAAUCCAUCCUUACCAAAGGGUAAUGACCACAGACAGAGCUGCCACGGCAACUAACCCAUGACCCUUGACCUUCUGACCUUUCUGCCCACUGAUGACCCACCCAUCUCUGCCUGCUGGGCGUUUUCAUUGGCCAAUGGCCCUGCCACUCGCCCCGACAUCCCAACUAGAGACCAGCAUAAUGGGAACAACGUGCCGGCUCCUUUCUAACCAGCCAACCCUCAAGGACUUCAUGGGAAUGAACCUCUAAGGAACCGACUCACCCUAACCAAAUGUGCCUUCCUUCCGAAAGUCCACCCUCCAACUGUUGAUCCAGAAAUCUGUCACCUUUGGUGUAAAAAAAACAAAAAGCAAUCUGUUUUUCCAAUCGUCUCUGUUUAUGACCGUAGGUCUCCAUGGUGACUCGUCAUAAUCAAGUGCAGGGCCUCCACGCUUCCAAGCUUCUGUAAAAACGUUUUCUGUUUUCACCCUGAUCAGGAGAUUUAACGCCACCCUCUGAUUUGCACUCAACUGUCGUUACUCCCAAUGAUGAAAUUGACAAUAUUAACAGAAACAAUAACCUUACUGAAAAUGUUACUUAUUUAUGAAAGUUAAACCAGCAACACUGCGGGAUAUUUCUGAUGUUUUGGAUGUUUUUUAUUUUGUAUUACUCAGGACCAUAGCACCUACCAUUGGUCUCUACAUAUGUUUUGAAUCUACGACAAAAUAAUUGACUGUUGGCACACGUUGCCUUUCCCAUUGAUAUUAGGCUUUUCAAGAAAGUGCUAUGGUUUGAAUAUGCUAUCAAACUGUUUUGUGAUCAUGCUAGCGCCUAGUGCAGCACCUUUCCAACACACUGUGAUAGGAGUUUCAGAAAAGAGAAAGAAAGUAUACAAAUGGUUUCCCUAAAUAAGCACUCCUAAGUAAGAACAACUACUACCAGAAUGCAUCUCUGUCCCCUUUCACAAAUCUCACUUCUUAUUUUAGGGCAUACAAUGACAAAACUUCAGAUUCUGUACACAACAUUUGAUAGGUCUUGCACAAAUGUAUGCUUCCACUGCCUUGGUCAAACACACAUACACACACACACACACAUUUACACACACUAGGUGAAAAUAACAGUCCAAUUUGUGAUGAUUUGGUAGCGUCAGUAUUUCUAUAACAAUGACGCCUUUGACAUUAUCGUACUAAAUUGUACUAGCCUGAGCAACAGUGCCUCUAUGUAUGAACAGGGAUGGAAAAAUGUUACAUGUAGAUGUGUUUUUACACUACAUGAGUUUCAUGUGCAUCGUGAAAGAGAUAGUAUUGCGUUUCAAUGCAAGUUAAUUGGAUUAAAGUACGCAUUUAGUUACAGCCUCACUAUCUAACUAUUUUGGUUGCCUACAUUACAAAAGAUGUCAUUAUCUCAGUGCCAAAAUGGAUCAAUGGAUGGAUUUACUGCAGUAUUUACACAGCUGCCUUAUCAAUAUGUGUCAUUGAGCUGCAGUUAAAAACAUGUUCAGUGGACCUGGGGCCUCUUUGGAUCAGUAUUAUAUUUGAGUUAUUUUUAAUGGAUUUGUGUUGUGUAAUUUGUUUGCUUUGUCUAUAGGAGAUAGACAUCUCUGGAUGCUUAUUUUGCAUGUGUAUCCACUUUUCAGAGACGCAAAAAAACGUGCUUUGGUUCCGGUUGUGUUUUCUCUUGUAAGGGACGCCCUUCUCGUCCCAUUCAAUGCACAAAAAGCCAACCGAUGCCUGAAAUAAGUCAGAGUCAUUGCGUAACAUCUGUAACAACUACAUCAUGUAUUUUUAUAUUCUAUUUUGUACGUGAAAAUGACAUUAAAUUAACUUUUUUCCUACAAAAACUAUAUGCCCUAUAAUGGAGAAUAAUUUGAUAGCCAUUACUGUUUUUCUAUUUUGUUGUAUCCUUCAUCUCUUCGACUGUUGAGUGGUUCAGGAGGUUUCCGUGACCUCGCACUGUCCCCACUGUCCUGAUAUACUGGAGGUCUUUCUGAUCGGUCGCUUCCCCCUUGUGCCUUUUGUAUGUAAGUGUGAUCAUUAACAAUGCAGUAUGGAACAUUAAUCUACUGUGGAGCCACAUGUCGGAUACAACUAACCAUGUCUCUUCACUUCUGUGACUAUUAACCAAGAUAAUGAUAGCUGUCUGCUUUGGUUUCCUUUAAGAUUCAAAUUUUGUGUGUGUGAAGAAAAAAACAAAACAAGAUGUGUGUUAAACCAUGAUCUUUUAACUUUUUUUCUGGUUUUAAGAGUAGGAAUAACUUUUUGUUGUGCUGGAAAGCUGUUCAGCCCUCUAUUAAAAUGAUGAGUUGUUCAACUAACCAACUUUGUGGCUUUUUCUCUUUAGUACUUAAUGAUGCCAAUCAGUUUCCUUUCUGCAUACUAAUCUUUAGACACUCCUAAAAACAACUCUGAUACGAGUCAGGAGAUCCGUCCAACACACUAAAGAAAGUAUCCGGACUAAAUGCAGGAUAGUAACAACAUGUUCCCUCUCACUUGCUUCUUUCCCUCGAUUGCUCUUUCUGUGUGUUCCUCACUUUGGCGUGAACAUCGCAGAAGUGUAAGUGUGUGUGUGUGUGUGUGUGUGUGUGUGUGUGUGUGUGUGUGUGUGUGUGUGUGUGUGUGCGCGCGCGUGCGUGUUUGUGUGUGAGAGACAGCGUGCUUGUGUAUCGUGCGUGCAUGUUUGUUUGUCUGUGUGCGUGCAUGUAUCUGCGUGUGUGUGUGUGUGUGUGUGUCUGUGUGUGUGCGCGCUUGUGUGUCAAGGGAAACUAACGUCUCCGAAAUUGCAAAAAAAAAAGUCGACAGGCCCACAGCUGUAUAACCAGUAAAACAGGGAAAGUUUCAGGUGGCGGGGGAAUUAAGGGGGAUCGAUCGUAAGUACUCGCCCUCAAACAUCUGCACAAGACAUUACACUGUAGCGCGCCUUUGUAUCUCUGCGGCUGCGCAAAAACAAAUUACCAUCCAACAACAAUUUCUCAAUGCACAUUUUUGCUUAAACGUUUCUUUCAUUACCUCUAUUUGAGUGUGCUGAUUUGUCGAUACUUAAAAUGGACAUGGAUACUUAAAGGAAAUCCAGGCGCUCCAUGUGUAUAUAAUAAUCUUGACAUAACACGAUGGUUCACCCCAGAAUUCACUGCGACAUU
Gadus chalcogrammus (walleye pollock) is the source of this 4370-nucleotide messenger RNA. It is a transcript of the gene qki2, whose product is annotated as QKI, KH domain containing, RNA binding 2. The transcript is spliced from 9 exons. NCBI's taxonomy places the organism in Eukaryota, Metazoa, Chordata, Actinopteri, Gadiformes, Gadidae. Gene Ontology annotation, biological process: regulation of mRNA splicing, via spliceosome. Gene Ontology annotation, cellular component: nucleus. Bases 293 to 1318 code for a protein of 341 amino acids. The record is from RefSeq and is a predicted model, not a curated record. Gene Ontology annotation, molecular function: mRNA binding.